AUGGCGCUGAAAUCCAUUGGUCUGGCGAAAGGAUUUGUAUUCGGACGUGUCUCGACCUUGGGUGUAACUAGUGGAGCACUCCACCAGAAACGAACUAAUUAUAAAUACGUUGGUAUGGUAGAGGAAACCGAUGGUUCAUUUGCUGGUGACCUGAACUAUGGACUUCAUACAUUGUUCUUCACUGAAAUGUUUCGAGGCUUCGGAGUAAUGCUGGGUCACUUCUUUAUGGAACCUGCUACGAUCAACUAUCCCUUUGAGAAAGGACCUAUCAGCUCUCGAUUCAGGUAUGUCACCAGCAAAUGA
Cooperia oncophora is the source of this 303-nucleotide messenger RNA. The record is from the annotation of a GenBank genome assembly. Lineage: Eukaryota; Metazoa; Nematoda; Chromadorea; Rhabditida; Trichostrongylidae.